This is a messenger RNA of Cherax quadricarinatus, 1346 nucleotides long. Lineage: Eukaryota; Metazoa; Arthropoda; Malacostraca; Decapoda; Parastacidae. The record is from RefSeq and is a predicted model, not a curated record.
AUGACUUUUCUGGAUGACCCACGUCACCCCACUUGUAGGGAUCUGUUGACAUCUGAAGGGAUGCACCACAUCGAGGUGGGCCAAUACGGGCGGUUCUUGCGGGCGCUGGGAGCGUGGGAGGCAGAGCGGCGGGGAGUGGGCGUGGUGGCUGAGAUAGUGCCCUCGCAUGCCCUCUCAGUCAGCAACCACCAUCACUUCACCCUCGUUCUACCAGACCUCACACAACUUGGCUACCAGACGAGGCUACUGGAGGAGGGUCUGUCAGGGCCAGAAGUUAUGGUAACGGCACGAGCACUGGGCAGGUUCCAUGGGACAGCAGUGGCCUUCAAGAUAGUCACCAAGACCAGCCUCCAAGACGCCUUUCCCACCUGCUUUCACGUCGCUCACAACAAAAGUCAACUCUUCACAUUCUUCCCCAAAAUAGGAUUCCAACGCCUGCGACAGGAGUGGAGUGGGCUGCCUGAGCGAGCAGCUCUCCUGCACCUGCUGGAACCCUAUGAGGCUCACGCUGCAACCUUCGUCAUCCACAACCUCAUCCCCAGAGAACCCUUCGCCACCGCCAUCCACGGAGACCCCCAGCCAACCAACAUCUUCUUCAAGUAUACUGCUGACGGAUACUGUACCAUCAAGCUGAUCGACUGGGCGCAGGCGAGGUACAGCAAAGGAACCUAUGACCUCGUUUACCUGCUUAGUAUCGGUGUGGAGCCUGAGGUGCGCCGACAAGUAUCCUCGCAGGCCAAGGAGGAGUACUUCAGGGCGUUCAACGAUACACUGAAGGACCUCAACGCUGGCCUUACCUACCCGAGGUGUGUGUUUGACAAAGAUAUGAUGCUGAGUGAACAACUGAGUGUGGUGUGGUGUGUGUCCAGCAUCAACAUACUCUACUCUAGUGCUAGGCUUCAGAGACGACUCUACUGCAUCCUUAGCGACAUCCUCUACAACCCCAGCAUGAAGCCUCUCCAGAUGUUUCUACCCAAAUCCACCUACUCUUCCACUUGAAUUAAAGGCUCCAAAUGCGACUCAACACCAUCAUCCUCCUCCACGCCAAAUAUUUUACCUUCCUAGUUUCUUCAACAGGUGAGCACUUGAUAAGUCCCCAGGUAUCACGCACAAACAACUCCGGAUGUGGAGGAUUCAGAAGAUAUUCGAGGACUUUAAGUUUUACAACAUAACUCUCAAGACAGAUGCAACAUGUUGGAGGAUAAUUCAUAAAAUAUUUCAGAUAUAAGUACAUAUGUACAUGCGAACCUAAGUCUCGAGUACAUCUACGUCUGUGGCUACUGAACAAGUCAUUAUGUACUCUCCUUAUGUUAUCAGAGAUAAGUUUUCUCUCUCUAAUAAUAAGC